Messenger RNA from Hansenula ciferrii, 2799 nucleotides. RefSeq lists its product as uncharacterized. Bases 1 to 2799 code for a protein of 932 amino acids. NCBI's taxonomy places the organism in Eukaryota, Fungi, Ascomycota, Saccharomycetes, Phaffomycetales, Wickerhamomycetaceae. The record is from RefSeq and is a predicted model, not a curated record. The transcript has a single exon. Gene Ontology annotation, molecular function: protein binding.
AUGUCUGCUGGUGCUGCUGCUAUGGCUGGUAAAGCUGCCUCCCAGGUAUCACAAGCUGCUGCCACCGUCCUUCCCUCAACAGCUCGUUUACGGUUCCCUCUAAAGAAACAAUAUUACAUACCAUUAAUUAGAGCUAGACCAAAGGGUAAAAAUCAUAUAAGGAGAACUCCAUUGUUAACUACAAGAGUUAAAUCUCCAUCAUACCCCAAGAGAUAUGCUAAAUCUGUUACACAAUCAUUUGGGAAAAUUGAUGAAGAGUUAAGAAGAAGGAAAAAUAUUCAUUUGGAUAAAGCUCGUGAAAUUAGUUCCAAGAUGUAUGCCAAUGAAAUGAAACAAAAAGGUUUAAUCAAUACACGCGAGGAAAAGGAAAGACAAAGAUCUGAUUUAUUAAAUACUUUUAAAUUUGGUACAAAAUCUUAUCAACGUUAUAAAAAACAUCAUGGAUCUGUGCAAUCAAUUGAAGAUUCAAAUUUAGUUAGAAUUAAAAAUUUCCAAUUUUUCCUUGGGGAAGCUGAAAGGGAAGUUAAAUCACCCAAUAAAGAUGAAAUAACAAAUGAAUAUUUGGAAAAUUCAAAUGAUACUCAAAGUGAAGAAGAAUUUAUGCAUAUAAUGGAAAAAAUCGUUUAUAAAAACAUGGGUAUAUAUCCUCAAAAUAUUCGUUUCAAAGCACUAAAUGCAGUUUUAGAAAUUUUAGCAGAUUUAGAACAAAAUGAUCAAUUAUUAAGAGUUUCAUCUGAGGAAUUAAAUAAAUUAUUUGAAAUAAUAUUACCAAUUACUGAAGAUCCUCAAUUAAGAAUGAAGGCAUUAUAUAUUUCUGGGAAUUUAUUAUAUCGUUUAACGAAAUUUGAAAAUAUGAGAUUAGAUAGAGUUGCAUCUUAUAUUAUUGCAUGUAUUAUGAAUCAACAAAUUCAAGAAGCUUUAAAUUUAUUAAACCAAUUUGAUAAUGAUUUAAAAAUUUGGUAUAAAUUAAAAAUUUUACUUUGGAUUAGUGCAGGUAAUAUGUAUGAAGCUGAAAAUUUAAUUCAAGAAUUGAAGAAAAAAUUUAAAGUAAAAUUUAUUCAUAAUGAUAUUUAUAUCUCUCUAAUUCAAAGAUAUUUACAAAGUGAAAAUUUUGAAAGAUUAGAACAUUGGAGAUUAGAAUUUGAAAAUUUAAUUAAAGAAAAAGGUUUUAAUCAAGAUAAAAAAUCUUCAAAAUUAAUGGGGAAAUAUGUUGAAGCUUCAGAACAAGAAAAAUUAGAAUAUUUGGGACAAUUUGGUCAAGUUACUUCUGGUCAAUAUUUACUAAUUUUACAAUUAUAUUUAUCCAAUAAGCAAUUAAAUGAUAUAGUCCCUGAGAUGAUUGAAUUUUAUUUAAAACAACCAUUUACAAGUGUUAAAGAUUUACAAGAAUUAUUAAUUUCAUUUAAAUGGGAAUUAUCAUCCAAAAUUAGACCAACUUUAGAAAAUUUAUCUAAAAAAUCUGCAGAAAAGCAAUUAUUAAAAUAUGUUGAUGAUUAUCAAUCUAAAAACCCUGAAAUUGUUAAACAAGAACAAUUUUUACAAUCUUUUUUGCAAGAAUUAGCAUUUACAGGUGGAUUUGUUUCUAUUACAUACAUAAUUGAAAAUUUGAUCAAGAAUAAACAAACUCCAACAGAGGAACAUUAUAUUGCUUUAAUUAUGGCAUUAAUGAAAAGAAAAGAAACAGAACGUGCAUAUAGAGUAUUAACAGCAUUAGAAGACUCACAUUCAAACAUUUUAAAUGAAAUAGAAAAUAAGGGAGAAAUUGAACCUUUUAAAAUUGAAGAAAGAUUAAUCCCACCAGUUACACCAAAGAUUUAUUCAUUAUAUUUAAAAUAUUUUUCAACACGUAAAAAUCCUGAAGAAUUUAAUAAAAUUUUGGAAAGAAUUGAUAAAUCUGGAUUUGAAAAUCAUCCAGUUAUUUUAAGUACUAUAUUAAAAUCAUUAUACAUGAAUAAUGAAUUAGGUGAAGCUUUAUUAAUCAUUGAUGAAAUUUUAUUAAAUAAUAUCCAUUAUACAAUGGUUAAUAAAACUGAUUAUUCAUUUUUAGGAAUUUAUCAACAAAUUUGGAGAAUUAUUAGAAAAAUUUUAAUUGAAAAUAAACGUGGUAAUUCAUCAAAUAUACCAGAUUUAAGAUUUUUAUUUAUGAAGAUGAUUAAUGAUAAUACAGUACCAACAUCAAAAUUAUAUAAUGAUAUUAUUGAUUGUUUUAUAAGAAAUAAUGAUUUUUAUGGAACUAUUUGUGUUAUACAAUAUAUGGGUAAAGUUCAUAGAAUUUCACCACAUAAAAGUACAAGAUCAAAAAUCAAGAAAAUAUGUAAUAAAUUAAAAUAUGAUUCAAAUAUUUUUAAAAUUUAUCCAACUUUACAUCAUCAAUCAAGAUAUUCAAUUAUUAGUAAUAAUGAUAAAUAUUAUAAUGCAUUUAUUGAAAUGAAAAAAUCCCAACCAAAUUUAAAUUCAAGUGAAUCAUCAAUGGAUCCAUUCACACCAAAAGAUCCAAUUCAAGAAUCUCAAGAUACAAGAUUACAAGAACAAGGUGAAGAUACAAUAGAUCGUGCAUGGAAAUAUCUUGUAACACAAAUGAUGAGAGUCCUUACGGUACAUAAAGAUUUUAAUAGAGAAACAUUAGUACAAACACAUGAAGAUUUUAAUUUAAAUUAUGAAUGUGAUAAAGUUGUUAAAGAAUUUGAAGAAUGGUUAAAAAUUCCAAGAUUAAGUAGAUGGGAAAUUUUCAUUGAGAAUACUAAAACUUUGAAAGAAAUGGAUCCUUUACCUGAUAUUGAUACAGAGAAGAAACAAUAG